Messenger RNA from Entamoeba dispar SAW760, 2787 nucleotides. RefSeq names its product structural maintenance of chromosomes protein 1A, putative. The transcript has a single exon. Gene Ontology annotation, cellular component: nucleus; cohesin complex; chromosome. Gene Ontology annotation, biological process: sister chromatid cohesion. Lineage: Eukaryota; Evosea; Mastigamoebida; Endamoebidae. The record is from RefSeq and is a predicted model, not a curated record. The coding region runs from base 1 to 2787 and encodes 928 amino acids. Gene Ontology annotation, molecular function: ATP binding; DNA binding; ATP hydrolysis activity.
AUGAAGUUAGAAGAAGUUAAAGAAGAAAAUGAAAAGAAAGAUGUAAUUAGAAAAUUAAAAGGUGAACGAGAAUCUUUAAAACCUCUUGAAAGUAGAAUUCAAGCUAAAAAAAGAAUGUUAAAUGAUAAAUUAAGAAGCAAAGAAAGGGAAUUUAGAAUUCUUGAAAUACAAAGUUCUGAAGAAAAACACAAAAUUGAUGAAUUUGAAAAACAAAAAAGUGAAAAAGAGGAAAGGUUAAAUGAAUUAAAAAAUAAACAAAUAAUCACUCUUAACGAAAAUCAAAAAAAACAAUUUGAUAAACAAAAUGAAAAAUAUCAAACUGAGUGUAGAGAUAAAGAGACUGAAUUUAAUGAAAUAAAAAGACAAAUUAAACAAGAUGAAGAAUUAAUAAAAGAACUUGGAAAAGUAGAAAAUAUUAAACUUUUAGAAGAACAACUUGAUUCAAUCAAGAUACAAGUUAAAAGGUAUGAAGAAGGAAUACAAAAAGAAGAAGAAGAAAAGAGAAAAGAAGAAGAAGAAGCAGAAAUAAUUAAAGUUAGAUUAAAUGAAAAAACAGAAAAUAUUGAAAGAAUUAACCAUGAAUUAAAACAAGUUGAAGAUCAAAUGAGUGAAUUAAGAAUGAGUUUAAAAGAAAAUAAACAUGAAAGAAUGUUAAAUGAAAUUGUUGAUAAUUUGAAACGAUUAUUCAGUAAAGUUUAUGGACAAGUUAAUGAAUUAUAUACUCCUAUUAAUAAGAGAAAUGGAAAUGUUAUUAGUUUAGCUAUUGGAAAAUAUAACAAAGCUGUUGUUGUUGAAGAUACUCAAACAGCAAUAGAAUGCUUAAGGUAUGUCAAAGAACAAAGAAGUAGAGUUGUUUUAACUUUCUUAUGCUUAAAAGAAUUAAAGACAAAAGAUUUCUUUGAACUUGAUGAAGAAAUUAAGGAUAUAGGAGGAAGUUUUGCAAUUAAAAAUAUUAAGUAUAAUGAUAAAUAUGAUUCUGUCUUUAGAUUUGUAUUAAAUAAUACAUUACUUGUUGAUACAUUAGAUAAUGCAAGGAAAAUUGCUUUUAGUGAAUACCAUAGACAUAAAUUUAGAGUAAUUACUUCAAUUGGAAGUAUUGUAGAAAAAAAUUCAUUAAUGGUUGGUGGUAUAACAGAAAAAAGUAAAAAGAAAGUUAAUGUUAAAAAAGGAGAAGAAGAAUAUAUGUCAUUAUCUAGUAAGAAACAACAAUUAGAAGAAGAAUUAAAAGAAACACAAAAUAUUCAAAUAACAAAUUUAGAAGAAGUUCAACUAAGAGUUAAAGGAUGUCAACAAAGAAUUAAUGUAUUACAAAAAAAUUUAGAAGAAAUAAAAAAGAAUGAAGAAAAGUAUAUAAAAGAGAAAGAAGAAAUGGAAAAGAAAAUCGGAGGUAAAGAUGUUAGAGAAGUCAAAAAAAGAAUAACCCAAAAUAAGAACCAUUAUAAACAACUUGAAGAAGAAUUAAAAGAAAAACAAGAAGAAUAUUUUGGAGAAUUAAAUCAUCAAAUAGGAAUAGAAAAUAUUUAUUUAGAGUGUAGUGAAAGAAUUAAUAAAGAAAGAGAACUUGAAAUGUUUAACAUUCAACAAGAAAUUGAUGUACUUAAAGAACGAAUUAAAAUAGAAGAUGAGAAGAAUAGUUCAACAGAAAAAAUGGAGUUAGAAAAAGAAAUUUAUGAUCUUAAAGAAGAGAUUAAACAAGAAAUUAGUAAAAAAGAAGAAGAGAUUAAACAAGAACUUGAAAGAAAUAAUACAGAAAUUGAAAAAAAAAGUGGAGAAUUAGCUAGUAUACUAAGAGAGAUGGAAAAACUAAAAAUAAAUGUUACAGAUAAAAAGAAAGAAUACGAAGAAGUUGAAAAUCUUAUUAAACAAAAUCAAAAAGAACAAAGUCAUGCACAAAGCAUGUACAGUAAAUUACAAGUUGGAUUAGAUGAAACUGUUAGAAGUGCUAGAAUGGAACAAAUAGAAUUACCUAUUAAAGACAAUGAAAAGAAAACUCAAAGUACUAAAAUUACUAUGGGUAUUGUCACACAAAGUACAACUUAUGAAGAGGUAGAAUUUGACUUUGAGAGUAUAAAAGAUAUUAAAAUAAAAAAUAAUGAAGAAUAUAACAGAAUACGGAAUGAGUUAAUAGAAGAAAUAAAUAAACUAGAAAAUAAGAUCAAUGGACUUACACCAAAUAUGAAAGCUAUUGAUCAGUUUAAUGGAAUUGUUGAUAAAUUAAAAGAUAUUAAUGAUGAUUUUGAAGAAGUUAGGAAAGAAGCCAAAAGUGCUACAGACGCUUUCUUAGAAAUUAAAAAUAAAAGAACAAAAAUGUUUAUGGAAGCUUUUGAACAUAUUUCCAAUACAAUUGAUCCAAUUUAUAAAGAGUUAACAAGAAGUACAAAACAUCCACUUGGGGGUACUGCUUAUCUAUCUUUAGAAAAUACAGAAGAGCCUUAUUUAAGUGGAUUAAAAUAUAGUGCAAUGCCACCAUUUAAAAGGUUCCAUGACCUUGAACAACUUUCUGGUGGAGAAAAAACUAUUGCUGCACUUGCCUUAUUAUUUGCUGUUCAAAGUUAUUAUCCAAGUCCAUUUUUUAUUUUAGAUGAAAUAGAUGCUGCACUAGAUGUUCAAAAUAUUCUUCAAGUCGCCAAAUAUAUUCAAAAAAAAUGUGGAGAUGUCCAGUUUUUAGUAAUUUCUCUUAAAGACACUUUAUAUGAAAGGGCUGAUGCUUUAGUUGGUGUGGCACGUGAUCUUGAUAAAAAAACAUCUGUUACUUACACAUUAGACUUAAAAGAAUAUGAGCUUUAA